AUGAAGGACUUCUUCAUGAAAACAGACCAAGAACUGUAUGGAGAAGAUAAAAACAAAAAUAGUUCUGGUUUUGAAAAAGUCGCAAGAACCCCAGAUGACCAGCAAAGAGACAUCAGCUUAAGAUCAAUGGAUGAAGAGAAUAAUAUGUCUCAAAGUGUUUGGUUCUUCAGAAAGUAUCUUCUUACAAGAAGUCAAAAUAACGUGGCUAAAACCAGUAUGGAAACUGAAUUUGAAUCAGAAAUUAUCAAGGGGCAUUCAUCACCCCGCCCCUUAUUACCACCUAAAUUUCUUGGUAGUAAUAAUUUUCCAGGACACCGGCUAUCUUUGCUAGAGCAACAGUUGCUUCCUGGAUUGAGAUGUGAUGAUCAAUCCAACAGGACUUCAGAACAGCUUACAAUAUUUUAUGAUGGGAUUAUCAAUGUCUAUGACAAUAUUCCUGCUGAUAAGGCUCAAGCGAUUAUGCGUCUUGCCAGUGAAAACUCAUCGGUCAAACCUCUUGUUGCAGAAAGGUUAAAAACAGACAGGCAAAAACCACCUCUCAAACCCAAAUCACUAUCAAUUUCCAAAAUAAGAGCAGGACUUCCAAUGGCAAGAAGAUAUUCCUUGCAGUAUUUUCUUGAAAAACGCCGUGGCAGGAACAUCAACAAUUCUCCUUUUGCCCUUCAUUCUAAAAAACAGGAAGACAAUUAUGAGGCAACUGUAAACAACGAGUUGAAUGAAAGCGAUAAACUUUCACUUUUACCAUUCCCUUCACGUUUAGGAUACUUUUAUCCUAGACAUCCUGCCCAAGGCUCAAGCCCAGCUUGUCCAUUGAUAUCGAGCUCGACCCGACCACCUGGACCUGAGCUCAGCUCGGCCAAGAGAACUUGCAAAACAAAAGAGCUAAUGGUGGGUGACACCGGUGUGUUGCCCGCCAAGGACCCUCCGAUGCUUAAGCCAAUCGAGUGUUUGAGAGCAAAUCGCACAAUAGAUUUUGGUACUUAUAAUGACACACCUUUGAGGAAGGGUCUCUUGAUCAACCUUUUAUAUCAUCCUAGACGACCUAGUCCUUCUCAUAAUAGAACUCUAGAACAACCUAACCCUCUUCAAACUAGGACUCCAGAACAACCUAGUCAUCCUCGAACUAUAGGACUCCAUUUAUGUAGGCUAAUGCCAGCCUUACCCACAUCAGAUCGAAGCUCAUGGACCAAUGGGCUUACAAGCCUACCUGAGCUAAGGUGGAGAAAAUGCAUAGCGAUCAGGCUCAAGCCCAGCUCGUCCAUUGAUAUCGAAAUCAACUCGACCACCUGGACUAGAGCUCAGCUUAGUCAUUUGUACUUUAGCUCAGCUCGACCAAGAGAAAUCCAUGAGAUGUGCUUAUGGCAUUUAUCGGGUGAGCUUGUCAUUGUUCCAUUGUCAGUAGCGAGAAAUUCCCCCGAAUGCAAGGCAAUUGUCGAAAUACGGAGCUGUCCAUAG
Prunus armeniaca (apricot) is the source of this 1455-nucleotide messenger RNA. The record is from the annotation of a GenBank genome assembly. Lineage: Eukaryota; Viridiplantae; Streptophyta; Magnoliopsida; Rosales; Rosaceae.